AUGUUCUCGUCAUCUCGUAUCGCCGAGGCGAGCCCGCGCAAAAAGCACCUCGCACAGCACGGCAGCGGCGGCAAGCUCAAGUCGCAUACCGGCACCAAGAAGCGCUGGACGCCCCUCGGCAGCGGCAGCGGCAAAGCGUACCAGCUCGAUUUCAAGCGAGGACUGGCAGGAAAGCGACACUUGAACUCGCACAUGUCCAGAGACCGUCUCAACGGACUCGGCGGUACCGUCCUCAGCCCGCGAGGCAGGAUCAACAGGACGCUUAGGAGGUUGCUAGGCCCCAGCCUCUGA
This is a messenger RNA of Moesziomyces antarcticus, 291 nucleotides long. RefSeq lists its product as uncharacterized. Gene Ontology annotation, cellular component: ribosome; large ribosomal subunit. The transcript has a single exon. The coding region runs from base 1 to 291 and encodes 96 amino acids. Gene Ontology annotation, biological process: translation. The record is from RefSeq and is a predicted model, not a curated record. Lineage: Eukaryota; Fungi; Basidiomycota; Ustilaginomycetes; Ustilaginales; Ustilaginaceae. Gene Ontology annotation, molecular function: structural constituent of ribosome.